This is a messenger RNA of Oryza brachyantha (malo sina), 1672 nucleotides long. RefSeq names its product putrescine hydroxycinnamoyltransferase 1-like. NCBI's taxonomy places the organism in Eukaryota, Viridiplantae, Streptophyta, Magnoliopsida, Poales, Poaceae. The transcript is spliced from 2 exons. The record is from RefSeq and is a predicted model, not a curated record. Bases 68 to 1384 code for a protein of 438 amino acids. Gene Ontology annotation, molecular function: acyltransferase activity, transferring groups other than amino-acyl groups.
GCUUGUCUGCACCGUACCACACAAAACAACCCAAGCAAGGCAGAUAGAGAGAGGAAAGAGAGGCGAGAUGAAGGUGGAGGUGGUGGAGACGACGCUGGUGGCGCCGAGCGAGGCGACGCCGCGGCACAGGCUGUGGCUCUCCAACCUCGACCUCGCCGUGCCCAAGACCCACACCCCGCUGGUCUACUACUACCCCGCGCCGCCGGCCGCGGAGCCGGCCGCGGGGGCGGAGGCGGAGGGGUUCUUCGCGCCGGGGAGGCUGCGCGACGCGCUGGCGAGGGCGCUGGUGCCGUUCUACCCGCUGGCUGGCCGGCUGGCGGCGGGGCCCGGCGGCCGGCUCGAGAUCGACUGCAACGGCGAGGGGGCGCUGUUCGUCGUCGCCAGGGCCGACUUCACCGGCGACGAGAUGUUCACCGACUUCGAGCCCUCCCCCGAGGCCCGCCGCAUCCUCGUCCCCUUCGCCGCCUCCGGCGAACCCCCCUGCGUGCUCGCCAUGAUCCAGGUGACGUUCCUCAAGUGUGGCGGCGUGGCGGUCGGCACGGGCAUGCACCACGUGACGAUGGACGGCGCGGGCGCGUUCCAGUUCAUCCGGACGUGGACAGGGCUGUCGCGCGGGCUGGAUGCCGCCGACUUGUCGCCGUCGCCGCCGUCGCACGAGCGCACCCUCCUCCGCGCGCGGUCGCCGCCGCACGUCCCGUUCGAGCACCCGGUGUACUCGCCGAGCUACCUGAACGGGCUGCCGCGGCCGUUCGUGACGCGCGUCUACUCCGUCCCGCCCAAGCUCCUCGCCGACAUCAAGGCCGCCUGCGCCCCCGGCGUGUCCACCUACUGCGCGGUGACCGCGCACCUGUGGCGCGCCAUGUGCGUCGCCCGGGGGCUCCCCCACGACGCCGAGUCGCGGCUGCGCGUCCCGGCGAACAUCCGGCAGCGCCUCCGCCCGCCGCUCCCGUCGCCCUACUUCGGCAACGCCAUCGUGCGCGACCUCGUCACGGUGACCGUCCGCGACAUCCUGUCGCAGCCGCUGGGCUUCGCGGCGGAGCAGAUCAAGCGCGCGGUGGCGCGCGUCGACGACGCCUUCGUGCGGUCGGUGAUCGACUUCCUGGAGGUGGAGUCCGAGAAGGGGAGCCAGGCGGCGCGCGGCCAGUUCAUGCCGGAGACGGACCUGUGGGUGGUGAGCUGGCUCGGGAUGCCCAUGUACGACGCCGACUUCGGCUGGGGGCGGCCGGGCUUCGUGGCGCCGGCGCAGAUGUUCGGCAGCGGCACGGCGUACGUGACGCAGGCCCCGGACAAGGACGACGGCACCGGCGGCGGCGUGUCCGUCCUCUUCGCGCUCGAGCCGGAGUACCUGCAGUGCUUCGAGAAGGCCUUCUACGGCAGCGAGUGACACGGUGGCGGUGGUGCCCGGAGCUUAGAGCAGAGAUGACGCCGAGGUGGUGCUACCGUUCGGUCGAGCGGUGUCGACGUGUGCUGCCUCUUGUGUGUCAUACUCUCAUACAGUAAACAUAAUGCAAGAUUUGCAUUUUGCAGUGGUAAUAGUAUUAGUACUAUAAUGCUGGUACUGUGCAAAAGUGCAAGUGUGAUGGGUUGUUGCUGCCUUGUUGGUUAAGUUCCUAUGUACAAAAAAAAAAUCAAAUGGAAAUGAAAAUGACUAGUAUGAAGAAGGAAGGUCUCA